Ricinus communis (castor bean) is the source of this 3070-nucleotide messenger RNA. Its product is annotated as sec1 family domain-containing protein MIP3. The record is from RefSeq and is a predicted model, not a curated record. The coding region runs from base 322 to 2880 and encodes 852 amino acids. The transcript has 7 exons. Lineage: Eukaryota; Viridiplantae; Streptophyta; Magnoliopsida; Malpighiales; Euphorbiaceae. Gene Ontology annotation, biological process: vesicle-mediated transport; intracellular protein transport.
GUUUUUAACCUUAGGGGCUAAAACCGAAAACGUAUAAAGUCUAGGGCCCAAAUAUGCUUUUUUUUCGCUAAAAAAUAUAAUACAUACAUUCAAACUAAACGGUGCCGUUUAACUGCAAUCUCCAGACCGUUUUUAUCUUCCAUUCCCGUUUCUAAGGCUUCAAUUUAGUUCAUAUCUGAUGAAUAAAAUUAAUAAUUACAGAUAGAAAUUCUAAUUCUUAUUUUGUUUUUUGUUUUUUUUUUUCUCAUUUCAAUCCUUAGACUUCUGAUAUCGGUUUCUACAGUUUUGAUCUGUGAACUAAAUCAUUUUGUGGGCUCCAAAAUGGCUGUGAUCGAUGUCACAAAAGCAUGCGUUGAUUCCAUUAAUCAAAUAUCAGAGCAUAUCGAAGGUGCUCUUCUUUACCUAGAUUCUGGAUGUACAGAAAGUUUCCAAUUUGCUGGAAUUUUUCCUACACUACUGGAACUUGGUGCGCGAGCUGUUUGUAGCCUAGAGAACAUGUGUUCUCUUGAUGCGGUAGCUAAUUGGAAUGCAAAUUUUGAUCCUGCAACAAAAAUUGUUGUUAUCACAUCCCGCCUACUCAGUGAUGCACACCGAUAUAUUUUACGUUGCCUGGGCACACAUCAAGGUGUUGAGCAUCUUACAGUGUGCACUUCUAUCUCAGAGGUAGCUCACUCGGCAUAUCCUGAUUCGCCUCUGGGACCUGAUGCAUUUCGUGAAUAUGAAUCCUUGCUUCUUCAAGAUUAUGAGGAGCUUGUUAAGAAACGUGGUACAAAAUCUGGAUUUUUAAAAGAUAGUGACAUUUCAGAAAGUAAAACCUUCCAAGAUUUCCAUCUUGGAGCUUCUUCAAGCGGAAAGAUCUUUUAUGGAGCUGAUGGUUCUGUGGAAGAUGCAGGGACAAAGCUGGUUGUUUCAGUGUAUCACUUCCCAAUGAUCUUUUGUCCUUUAUCCCCUAGAGUCUUUGUCUUGCCUUCUGAGGGUUCAGUUGCUGAAGCAUGCUUAUCUACUGAACAUGAGGAUUCACUUAGCCCUGGGUUGCCUCCCAUAAGUUCUGGAGUUGCUCCUGAUGGAGAUGAUGUUCCUGCUGGGGCACUUUUAACUGCACAUUUUCUUUACCAUCUUGCUGCAAAGAUGGAUCUGAAAAUGGAAAUAUUUUCCCUUGGCGAUUUAUCAAAAACUGUUGGAAAGAUUAUGACAGACAUGUCAAGUCUUUAUGAUGUAGGUCGACGUAAACGUUCUGCUGGGCUUUUACUUAUUGACCGCACACUUGAUCUCCUAACUCCCUGCUGUCAUGGGGAUUCGCUGAUUGACCGCAUAUUUUCAUCUUUGCCUCGGCGAGAAAGAACAACAUCUUAUUCCCACAUGAAAGGCUCGCAAAGUCAUCUCAAACUAGGUUCUUCUAAUGUACAACGUGCUACUCUUGAUGUUCAGAUACCACUUGCCAACAUAUUGCGAGAAAAAGCUUCUGAGAUAAAUAGUUCUCAGCUUUUAGAAAGCAUUGUGACUUUCCUAAGUGGAUGGGAUAGCAAUAAUUCUCUGCCCCCAAUUUUAGACUUGGUUAAUAUCUGCAAUAAAGUUCACAACGAGAAGUCUAUUCUCCCUGAGAUUCAGCUACUUAAUGGAUCCUUGGUUUCAGCUGAGACUUUUCGGGGAACGCCAUACAUGGAAGCUUUAUUUGAUAGAAGAACAAAAGAUGGGACAGUGCUAGUAAGGAAGUGGCUUCAAGAAACUCUACGCCGGGAAAACAUUGAUGUAAAUUUCAGAACCCGCCCUGGUUUUGCUACUAAAUCAGAACUGAAAGCCAUGAUUGAGGCAUUAACUAAAAGUCAAUCAUCAUUAAUCAGGAAUAAAGGAAUCAUUCAGUUAACAACAGCUGUCCUAGUUGCCCUUGAUGAAUCACAUUCUGCCAGAUGGGAUGCAUUUAUUAGUGCUGAGAAAAUAUUGAGUGCAAGUGCUGGAGACACGAGCCAGAGUCUUGCUGCUCAAAUUGGCGACCUUAUCAAUAAGAGUACUUUGGUGGCAUCAAAUGGACAGAACAACAAAACCCAACAAGCAUUACUCUCUUUUCAGGACGCGCUAUUUCUUAUGGUUGCUGGAUAUAUAUUGGCUGGUGAGCAUUUCCCAACAUCUGGCUCUGGCGGUCCUUUUUCUUGGGAAGAGGAGCAUUUUCUAAAAGAAGCUGUUGUAGAUGCAAUCCUUGAAAAUGCAUCAGUAUCAAGACUGAAGUUUCUCCAUGGUCUAACAGAGGAGCUUGAGGCCAAUUUCAAUAGAAAAAAAUUGGAAGAAACUGCAGGUACAUCACCAGAUAAUCUAGAAAUUAAUGAUUUUGAUGAUGACCAGUGGGGUAAAUGGGGUGAUGAAGAAGAAGAAGAUGAUGAUGAUAAGAAUAAAAAGGAACAUCAAUACAAUGACAUGCAGCUGAAGUUAGAGUUGCGUGAUAAGGUGGAUAACCUUUUCAAAUUAUUUCACAAGUUAUCUACACUGAAAGUAAGGAAUAAACCCCUGAGAGAAGGAACAUCUUAUUUGGAAAGCAACUUAAGUGGUGAUCUCGACUCCAAUAAGGGAUUACUCUACAAGAUUCUGAGAAGAGUAUUGGGCAAAAGUGAUGUGCCUGGAUUAGAGUACCAUUCCUCUGCAGUAGGGAGACUUUUUAAGAGUGGUUUUGGAAGGUUUGGUCUUGGACAGGCAAAACCAAGUCUUGCAGACCAAAAUGUCAUAAUGAUUUUUGUUAUUGGGGGCAUCAAUGGCACUGAGGUACGUGAAGCCUGGGAAGCAAUAUCUGAAAGUGGAAGGCCUGAUAUAGAAUUGAUCAUUGGUGGAACAACACUUCUAACCCCUGAUGACAUGCUUGAUUUGCUGAUGGGGCAAUCUAGUUACUUAUGAUUACGUAGAAAUUAUUUUCAGACAUCUUGAAGAUGAAGAGUACAUAGGAAAUUAGGCCAAGAAAAAAAAAUUGCAUUGGCUAACACACCAUUUGGUUCAUGUAAAGAGUCUGUUGUUUCAAAUUGUGCCUUUGUAUACAACAUCAAACAUGGGAGCAAGCCAAAUGAAAGGUUCAGUUUUGUCUUUGACC